This is a messenger RNA of Hylaeus volcanicus, 12441 nucleotides long. RefSeq names its product LHFPL tetraspan subfamily member 6 protein-like. The record is from RefSeq and is a predicted model, not a curated record. Gene Ontology annotation, cellular component: membrane. Lineage: Eukaryota; Metazoa; Arthropoda; Insecta; Hymenoptera; Colletidae. The transcript has 5 exons. The coding region runs from base 122 to 739 and encodes 205 amino acids.
UUUGAAACGUUCGUUAAUCAUGCGCGAAUAGAGAGGACCGGUGGAAGCUGCCAGCGAGGGUGAGAUAGAGACACCCAGAGGAGGAGAGAAGACAGCGGUGCGACGCUUUUAAACCGAUGAGAUGACAGUGCUUUGCGUGCUGUGGGCAACCUUGUCCACCGUGGCAUCGAUCCUAGCCUGCUCUGGAUUUUACCUGCCUUACUGGAUUCAGGGACGACUGCUGGGAAAAGCGGACGCGUACUUUAGUUCCUUUCGGCGCUGCAACUAUCCACGAAUAAGGGCGCCGAACGCUGCACCAGAAAUAGUUUACGAGUGCGCCAGGUACUCCAGUUUCUGGGACAUACCGAGUGCCUGGUGGCAGGCGAGCACCGUGACGAUGGGAAUCGGUAUCGCGAUCGCGGUGAUCGGCGCGCUGACUCUUCUGGCCGCUGCCUUGAGCUUUCUGCCUCACAUACUGAAGACACCCAAGUACACGAGAAUUCUGGGUGCCUUGCAACUGCUGGCUGCAGUGAUGAUAUCCGGCGGCCUGGUGAUGUAUCCCGUAGGGUGGGACAACCGGGAGGUGCGGCAGUCUUGCGGGAAGGGUGCUAACGUAUACAAUCUCGGAAAGUGUUCCGUGUCCUGGUCAAGCCACCUGCUGGUCAGCUCCGUGGCGUUGCUGAUGCUGUGCUUCGGGCUGAGCUUCUGCACCCCGCGACACAAGCCGUCCAACCCGCACACGGAUCCGCUGCGCAUUUGACAAUCGAGAUACUCGCAGUCGAUCCACGCUUAUGCCUCGCCGAAGACGACCACCCUGUCGUUCGUGACGGUCUGUUGAUCGUGAACCGGGACGUCAUCGUCGUCGCGAUCGAGCCUCUUCGUUCAUGUGGGUAUGCUCUGAGUCGACUGUCUGUCCGUCUGUCUGUUCAAAUGUAAGCGUGUCUCCGUAUGCGUGCCGUGUACAUAGCUCAGCGCACGAUCACUGCUAUGUACGUACCUAUAGAUGAACGUUUUACGUGUGUAGCGUAGCAUUAACUCGAACAGGAAAGUUUCGACGACGUCGUUGGGCGUCGCGUCGCCGCGAAACGCGCGGUUCGACCGGGCAACGAGUUCUUCGUUACUUUCAGGGGUCACAGACGUGACGAUUCAUGAAGUUGGAAAGAAAGUCCUUAGGGAAAUUCGCGCACUUUAUUCCUAACGUAACUCCAGCCUUUGCUGAAAAUAUCCUGCGACGGGGAAACGUGGUCGAGGAAGACGUUGGCGUGGAUGAUUAGUUACAGACCAGAUACCAAUUACGGACUAGUUAAUUAAAUGUAAGAAGUGUGCUCGAAAAUAAUGCUAUUCGCGACGGGCGCAUCGUUCAACAGGUUGUAGAACUCUCUACACUCCACGUUUACCUAUCGUACCACCCAUGUGCGAACCGUUUCGUAGAACUAUAAAAAAUCGCUACGCCUGUGACCCUCUUCUCGUGACAUUUCACGGAACUUCUCGAUCCCUUUCUUCCAAGAAUCCCAAGAAACCUAAUCGAUAUGUCUACGUACAUUUACAUCCGGACGUUCGAAGCACCGCGACGCAGGGCGUUUCAUUCCACCUCGCGACGAGGUGAGAACGUUUCAGGCUGCGAGAAAAGACAUGACGUUUAGCGGUGGUCGUUCCAGCGAAUGUGGAAACUUUCCCACUCGUGGUUCUUAACCCUUUCGCGACGACACCGUUAGCAGCUGCGUCAUCGUUGCACGGGAAUGCGGGCACUAAACGGCUGACAGGCAAAGUUUCCCUGGCUUCUAGGAAAAGAGCACUCUAGACACCCUUAAUUGAAGGUUACACAUUUUCUGCCAGAAGUAUUAAGUACAGUUGAUUCGAGUUUGCUUGAAUGAGAACUGAGAGUUUUACAGGAGUUACUUAAAAAAAUAGAUGGGAAGGAAAAAUUCCUAGCGCGCGAAAUCUAAUUAUCCUUCUGUCUGUCAAGGGAUAGUUGAGAAAUUUUCCAGGCAGCCUGGGUUAGAUCUAGAUUAGGCCCUCCGUCGCGAAAGGGUUGAAAGCACUGGGAUUCUCUAAAGUCGUCUACAGGGUGCACAGAAUUUUCCUAAAUUUUUUUUUGAACGUACAAUUCAAAAGGUUUCCUAAUUUUUGUGUUUAUUUUUAGAUAGCUUUGUAACACAAUUAUCAUUACAAUUCUACUCAACUGAAUUAGCUGAAUAGAGGCGCAGCGUACGUAUCGCAUUAAAAACAUGAACAAACAGGAACAUUCCGUGCAUGCUGUACUACGAAAUCGUAUUCCUGGCAUCUCCAUCGAUCCCUAGCGAAGGGAAUUCGACGGAACCGAAGUCGUACGCUAACGAACCCUAGAUAGGGUUCAAUUUCCUAAUCCUAAUCCACGGCAGCGUCGUUGCGCGCGAAAACUCGGUACGUCGGACUCGUAAUCGUUUCGCGUUACGAGUUUAAGGGACCUCGUCGCGGGUAGAUUAAAUUACGCAUAGGCGUUCGUGUUCCUCGAAAUGUUCGCGGGGCGCGAUUAAUCACCAUCGGGGAAAUUGAGCUCUCAUGCUUGGCGGAACGUACGAUCUAAAACUAAUUCGACGCGCAGGGAAACCAGCACGUACGCUUGCGUUCCCCCAGACUUUAUAGCACGAUUCUGGAUUUGGGUGAUCGGGUGAUAUACUUCUGAAUUUCGGGAAGAAAUGUUACAUAUUUAUCGAAGAAAAGAAAAGUAGGACACGGAGAUCAGUUUCCUGAAGAGAAUGGGGACUUGAAUCAUAUUGAUUCAUCUCAUCGUUUUCUUGGGAAAGUGUUGUUUAAAGAAAGAAGAAAUUGUUUAUUUAUAAAAGUGUUAGAAUGCUCCCUUAAAAUUAGGGGUUGUGGCUCGUCUGGGCGAUCGAACGAGUCGUUUCCUUAAACCCAUACUUUGAGGGAGCCACUAGUCGUUUAAAAUACAAUGUUAGGGAAACGAUUCGUCGAGGUUUAUAUUUCUCCCAUUCUCCGCUUCUGUUUCUUUUUCCCAUUAAUUCACGUGUCUCCCUUCUGGUGUCUCGCACGAUUCACGACCCCGGCAUUAAAUACUUGCUGCAGUUAUGCGCGUAUUCGAAGCGGUAACUAUUUCCCCAGUCGGAGUCCGCCACGUUUUGACCGUUCUCUCGGGCUUCUACUUCCCAUUUUGCGGUCGGCGCUUUCCGUUGGAGAUUCACGUUUGUGUCUCUGCGUUUCCAGGUUCGCUUUUCUCCGCUGCGGUUACUUUCGGGCGCGUUUGAGAGGAGCACGCGCGCAUAUACCAUCGGCUGUGGUUCAUAGUUCCGUUCGAUGAUUCUAACGAUGGCCUCUGGCGAACCUUUCUAUCCGGGAGAGCUUGCUUCGAAUACCUUUGGUGGUUUUUUUCGAUGAAAUGGGGUAAAUUCUUGUUGGAUAUGGCAGGCGUAUGGUGAAUAGUUUUGGAAAUGUGUUUCUAGUCCUCGUGGAAUGGUAGAUAUGGGAUUGAAAGUCCAGUCAGUUUCAGAAACAUUCAUAUCCUCUGUGUCUAUCAAAUGAAGCUUAAACGAUGAUUUUUGAUAUUUCCAAAUAAACGUUUCAUUAUAAACAAGUACGCUGGCUGUAUCUCUGGAUUAUUUUAAAAUUAACAAAAAUGCUCGUCGCUGUAGCAUUUGAUCGCUGAAGAGAAUGAAAUAUUUAACAAAAGUACACAGAUAAACUCGUUCCCUCUUGAAAGCGUAUAAUUGGCUCCGGGGUAAUCUAGAAAUACAUUUCCUGUAAAUUGUAUCGAUCCGGAAUUAAGCAUAUAUUUCUGGGAUAAAAGAAGAGAAGAAUUCUCAUUUGUUCGCGUUGAAACGUUUUAAUUUCCAUUCGGAACGGGGAUUUUCUGGUUUUCUGCGACGCCCAAACACGGUAUUGCGCGCCAUCGAUUCACCCCUUUCCGUUCUUUUGCGGUCGUCGCUGGAACAGUGUGUUCGGGACGCGGAUCGAAACUCUUUGCCACUCUUUGCGUAGUCAAAGCGCAGUUGCACGUAAAGUGAAAAGUUCCAGGUCCCUGCAGUCUUUUACACGGAAGAUUCCCCGCUACUUCCGAACGAUCGCACCGAAACUCGCGAGUAUAACAGAGACCGCGAACGCAAGAAUUUAUCGUGCCAUGAUUCUACUAGACGCGAUGCAACUAGGGUUUCCACGCGUGGGCCGCUAGAACAGAAUAAACGUCUCGUAAGGAAACGUCUCGUAAGGAAAGAGUUGCGAGUGGGGUAAUAUACAAGGGUAGGUGUAUUGCCUCGCUUUAUAGGUAACAAUUUUUGUUAGUCACCAUACGUUGAAGGUUUUAUUUGUUUAAAAGAAAACGUAGCUUAUUACAACGAAGUGUAGGCGCCAUAUUUGCAGGGCAUAUUUGGAAAUCGUGAUACUAUUUGAACACCACUCCACGUUGAAUAUAUGCAAACGUAUUUCAAAUUUCAGCUACUCUACCAUACAAAUUAAUAUCACAUCACUCCUGCCACGUGGCAUGUGAAAUUUUCAAUUCGUUAUUCCUACAAAACUAACCCAAAUAGCAGCCCAUUUUUAAACCAAACUCUUCGUGUUUUUCAACGCAAAGUAACGUUGGUAAAACAGAAUAGAAAUUCGAGCGAAAACAUCGGGUUUGCUCAGGUUCCGUGGGCUCAGAUGCCGUGUGCCAGCGAUGAUUCCUAAUUAAGAGAGCGCCGCGAUUGGUCGCAAUUAAAAUUACACGCGCAGGUCGGACACGAAUAAUGGCGCGAAGGAAUUGAGGACAUCGAUCCUCCGUUCUGCGAACGGGGAACGAUUCGUGAAGGCACUGUCCCAUUGUUCCGGAUUAAAUUCGCGUUGGCGGAGCCAGUCGAGAGGACCGCGAGGUUCGUUCUGGCUCCACGCACCGUCGAUUCCUCGCGGAUGCACGUUCGGCCGGCUCGAUCCGAUUUCGAUUGCGCCCACGCAACGUCAGGUCGAUCGUGGUUCGUCGAACUUUGUCGAUGCACCGCCUGGAACGAACUAAAAUCAAAAUUGGCCUCUGAAACGACGAGCGAGAAAAAUCAUUUUUCAUCUAAUGGUCAAACUAAAAUUCGAAGCUAGCUCUUCUUUAGUUAUUGAGCUCUUUUAGACCAAGAAGAUCCUUAAACUAUCUCCAGUAAAUGCUUCAAAUUUAAUACGUCGACAAUCGACGAAAGGUCAUCUUCGAAAAUUUUCUUGCACUUCCACGUUUUCCAUCCUUCCUGUGCUCACCUUCUCUCCCUCGAUUUCCUGGAAAAUCACGCUCUACACACGCAUGACCUAGUUUUACUCCGCAAUCGUCCCUGCUCAUUUUUAUUCCACGUUCAAUCGGACCCAUUGUCCCCGACGCGAUUAUACUCGCUGCUGGAUCGCGCCGUUGACGUCGAGAAGAAUCCCUAUUAAUCGCUCUAAUAGCCAAUGAAGAGUCUAGCAUAUAAAAAAUGGUGAAAAAAGAGGUGCAGGCUCUCGCGUCGGACUCGCGGAGCGUGCGACGCGAGCUCAAUGGAAGAUCUGUCGCGUCGCGGGCGUUCUCGGUCGCGGCAAAAACAACGCCGCCAUUGAAAUCGUCAUAAAAUCGCUAAAAGCCGCGGACCCUUUCUGUGUCCGCCUUUCACCUCUCUUUCGUUCCCGUUCCGUGCCCGCGUUUAGUCCCCCGUCCCCGUCCGCCCCUUUUUACGCCCGAGGAAACUGAAUUUUCCAGCCACGCGCCGCGAGACGAAAAACGUAAUUGUAGAACCGAGUUCGUUAAGCCGCGCGUGGACUAAUUGCGUCGCGAUCCGGCCUCCGCGCCUCUGCACGUCGGCGAACGAUUUUUUCGCGAUUUAGUACGAAUUCAGACCUCGCGAAACCCCUCGAGGCAGAGAGGACGUCGAAAAAGUGAUCGCUUUCGACGUUCCUCCGAGUGCCGAAGGAUUUUUCUCUAGGAUUAAGGAUAAGAGUCGCUCUAGGAUUUCCGAUAGAAAAUUGCAUGGAGCGUAUCCAAUCUUUGGUUUCGAAUGAAAGACGACGAUGGAAAGGGAGACGAAGCGUCCACGAUAACGAAGACGAUAGUCAUAUUUUGGUAUUAUGAAGCAAUGAAGCCUUAGAGCCUCUUUUAGAAUAUCCUUAUAGGAAAAAUGCUUAUCGGUGUUCUUUUUAACCCUUUGCACUCGGGAGAUGACUCUCAAUCACCAUUAGGUUUCACGCAGCAAAUCUAUCAGCAAUAAUGUUUAUUUAGGUUUAAUUUCUUUGGAAUUCAAAGUAUAAUAUAAUGAGGACAAUAAAAUGAUUGUCGGUGAGGUAAAGGUGACAUGAUUGUCAAAUCUCGAUAGCUUAGCAUUUGUGGCAAUAGAAUGUUAAGAAAGCACCUCGAGUAGAUACUAAAAAGUGGCCUUGGGUGCAAAGGGUUAAUAUACUCAAAAAGCUUUACCAUUCCACGCUUUCUAUUAACUAUACUUAAAGUCACCACGCCAGUCAAAGCAUCGUCCCUCUUCCCGUUUCCUUCACGAGGGUUUCACUCCGACAUCACUCCUCGUCACCCUUCAUGUUCUUGGUAACGUUCAGGGAACAUCGAGGAUCGAAGGUCUGCGAAAGUUCCCGGUCGGAGGAAGCGCGACGACGUCGAGAUUUACCGUGGGAGAUUUAAGGAACCGGUGUGGAAGCGUCACGGUGUGAAACAAUCGAACAAAGUACUCGACUGUGCGUCUCCGAACCUAGUCGGUAACGUCCUUCCGUUUUUCUAUACGCCAUCAUGGUUAGGUGUUCUCCCCCGGAGACAUACUUUACGCCUCGUUCCAUCCUCCUCCGACUCGCGUCCCGCGUGCAAGAGCCCUGGCGAGAAUUAUUACGCUCGACUUCCCGUUUUUAACGUUCAUCCGUUCCUGGGGCUCGCUGGUUCCUUCCAGCCGAUCCUGGAAAAUAUUUUCCCAGCCAUAGAACACCAAUGAGGAAUCGAUCGAUCGACAGCUCGACCGGAGAGCUGUCCAUUCGCAGGAUACGAAGCAAAAAAGUUCUUUUGUCAAUUUCGUCUUGUAUUUGCGAAGCUGUUUCCCCUAUUUUUUAACUUUUUCGACGGUCGAAUAUUGCCGCGAGAGGUAGCGUUCCUAUUGGCAGAAAUUUCACCCUCCCGAGAAUAUUCAUUUUUCGAGGGGCUCUCCGCGUUCUCCCAAAAGCAACAAAAAAAUUACAACGCUCUCCGGGUAUGGAUUCGUGUGGACCACGGUUUUCUUUAUAUAUCUCGGCCCUGGUGGAUUGGAAAGUCACGAAACAUUUCAUGGGUUGCUUUAAGACGAAAAUACAAAUAUUAACGUCUAAUAUGCGCGAGCGUUUAUUUGUAGGCUUUUUAAUUUCGAUGUUCCUGGAUUUUAUUAAUUGUGUCGUUGCUUGUCUACUCGUCGUUAGGGGCUUUACUGUUGGUCUAUUUAGGGACAGUGUACAACUAAAGAAAGAAUUUUCUGCAAUUAGUAUAUAUUAAUCUAGGCUAAUAUUGACUUCUACCGUACAUUCCUGCGAAUGAGAUACAUAAAAGGCUCGUCAAGUGUUGAUAUAUCUUUUAAUUGUAUCCACAAGUUAAUAUUAAGUUACAUUAACAUAUAUAUUAACCCCUCGGAGGUCACACGUCCUGGAAAUAACGCGACCGGUCACAGGGGGUCCCAAUGACCCCAUAUUUAAAGCCAUAUUUAAACGAUUGCCGCGUUGCCAGUAUCGUUCCGGAACGACUCAUAAAAAUUCAGGAUAUUAGUUUGAACCUUUCAGAAUUAGAAUAUCAUGGCAAAAAAUGUUUAUCAAAUUUUCAAAAUGGCAAAAAAAAAAUCAGCAAGGAGGCAAUACGUAAAAACAAAUCAUAACUCUGAAACAACAAUCAUAAUUUUUAAUAUAUUUUCAUAAAAUUAAUAACUUAUAGUAGUUCUAGCUUAAAGUUGCGCGUGGGGCCAUUUUGACCCCGAGUGACAGCGACGGGUUAACGUGGAAAAUUCUUUUUUAAUGUAGGAAUCUAACGACUUUAAAACGUAUUACAGUUUGACAACGAAUUACUCAUUGUCUGACUUUUACAACUGUCUCGACCGAACUGAACUCCGAAUUAUUAUAAUAACCAAUCACACCGCGUUCCCACGCAACCAUUGCAUACACGGAUACACUCACACACUUACCCUCAUAUUAUAUAUCGCACUCCUACAUAAGUAAACUCUUCUUCAAAUUCUUCCUAAAUGGGUCAAUAUUUAAAGUAUCAAAUUAAAGAAAUAUUCCUGUGCAUGUCAAUGAGUUCCAUCACGCACUCUGAUUUCCAUUACACCUCGCCCAAACCGUUCCUCUCGCCCACACCUGCCAACUUUACCCUAUCCAGAAGAGUUCCACCCUCCGACGCCCCAACGUUCGAGCGCGGGCAAGUACCAGGAACGAUCCAAACGAGGAAAAGUUUCGCCGCGGGCAGAUGGUCCGAGCCGACGCGAGGAACUACGUCGCCGUCCGUUUCUCCCAUCGACGGUUUCGCGAGGUCGACGUGUUUGCCAAGAGAUUCCAGCGUGUCGCGACAUCCCCUCGACGGCAAGAAAAACGGACGGAGAUGAAAGUAGCCCGAGCACGGAUUCCCGAGCGCCGGUUAUCGGGAAAAGUCGGAUGAAAGAAAAGUUGGGAAACUCGUUCCCUUCGGUGUUUCCAGGCGGGAAGUUCGCGAGAUCAGCGACGCCUAUCGUUGUUCGCGCGACUCCCAGAUCGAGUUCCCGUCGAUUUUGAUGGUGUCUUACCUGUUGCAACCUUGGGGAGGUGCAAAAACAAAGGGGAAAGUUCGUACGAACUUGUUCUGGUCGCGGGGAUUGCGCUACGAGCAUUGGAUACACUGCAAGGGUGGUAGCGGGAGAGUCAAAGUAAAAAGAUCGGUAUCUUUAGAGUGGGGGAGUAUCUAUAGUCGGUACUUUCAGGGCGCAUAGCUCUUCUUCUGAUCUUGAACAAGGCAAUGCGAGUCUAGUGGCUAGAUGGUCGAGUGCUUUGCUCCCUCGUUUCUUCCAAGUCUCUUAUCGCGUCACCGCUUUAAGAUUGGAACUCGGUUUGUUUUGAUCACGAUUUUCACUCGACUUGAUUUUUAAUUCCUCUCACAGUCGAUUCAAACGAUCUCCUUAUUCCGCUCGUUUUCAAGCUCGAUGAACUUACUUUUCAGACCUCGAGUCAACGGUAGCUACGACACCCGUCUCGGUACACGAUUCUUGCACAGUUAGUCAACGCAGGUCGUGGGUCUACCAGCGAUAAGUUACAGUGCUUUCUCCGAGUGGGCCGAAGUUUGAGAAGCCUUGUAGCUGUCGUAGACAGUUCGGAGGAUGUUCUGGCAACUGUUGCAGGCGAUAGGAAGACGAGAUAACACGAAAUUAUAGCCCGAGCCACGGUUUUCCCACGAUUUCGAGAUUCUCGCUGAGGUAAAGAGCUUUCUUUUCGUAGACGGUUCGGUCUAAUUCGAAUUCUCGAUUCUCCUUCGGCGACUAGAUCGGUCGCGUCGAUUAAACACUCUUCCUCGUUUGGAUACCAACCGACUUUUGAGAACAAGGAGAUGUCGAUGAGAGGUAAACACGAGGGAAACACUGGAAACGCCGCAGAACUUUCGUGCUAUUGAUAUUGUUGAAGUUCCUUUUGCGAGUAAAGUGAAAUUCAGGGGGUUGUGUUUGGAGAAAGUUAGGGGAGAAGAUCGAUAUUUCGAGUGUCAGGGGUCUGAAAACAAGCGGCAUCGAGGUUCCGUAGAUGGAUAUAUAAAAGCUACGAAAUUUUUAGAGAAAAAGAUAUUUAUUUUAAUGGGAAAGAAUGCUUCAAAGUUAAAAUGGGGAAGUUCCAAGCUUUAUGCUGGAGCCAAUAGACUGUUGGAUCGCUACAGGAAUCAUACAUGUUUCCCAAAUAGCAGACAUUUGUUCAACCCUGUAACACUCGAUGGAAUAAUAAUAUUCCUUAUUGCACGUAGCACUAGAUCGAAAUACGCUGACACAGGGUACACCCACGUUCACGAGGUUCUUCCAUUGUUUUCGGGAGCUCGGAAUCCUUUCCUCCGAUACUUCCUAGCGGGACGUUCGAAAGGAAAAUCGAAUUUGCGUCGGUUACGAUGGCGUCUUACCUGUUGCCGUCGUUUCCGCGCUCCCCCGUCGAUGUCUACUCGCGCAUUUUUCCGUUUUUCCGCGAGGGCUCGCGGUAGAAUUUGUAACGAGCUUGCGAGGAAGACGUCUGAAAGAAUCGUGUUUGGAAUUUCUGUCGGAUACACCCCCCGCCUUCGUUUUUCCGCUUCGCGUGACGCGUCACGCGUAACGCGCCCACGUCGGGGAGGAACAAAACCUCCCAGGAAUAUACGUACGUCGACGAACGAAUGAAACGCAAUUUCGGAAUAGUUCCCCUUUCCGAGAAGAUUAAAUUUUCCUCCGUUCGUAUUAUGGAGUCGAGCGUGGUUCGCCUCGCGUCCCGAGAAAGCUGACUGGUUAACAUUCAGCUCCCGAUGCUCGUCUACGUUUACCUGGUUUGACGUGCCGCGAAGAACGGAAGCUGCGAAAUGAAGAGGACGAAAAGGAGAUUCCUAAUUUAUUUUUCGAACGCGAUAUUUUUGAUAUUUUUGAUUCCUUGCGCGGCUCUCAGCGCCGUGUACGUCGUAGAUUAACUUAGGAAAAGGUAUUCGAGAUAUCAAAAUGAUGGUUGAAGGUUAGGUGAAUAUGUCGUUUAUAUCCCGUUUCUUUUUUAACGUAGAGUAUGUUUUACCGGAGGUUCUCCGCGACAAAAUGUGACUCGAAAGUGUAAUGAAAAGUGAAACACUCUGGGUGACUUCGUCGCUUCCUCUGGCGUCGCUGAAUGAUAUUGGUGCCAGGCAAGUUUUAACGCACUUAAAGCCAUACAUAGAAUAUUCUAUGGCUUUAAGUGUGUUAAAAACGCUCGAUUUUUAAAAACAGCAUCGUUAACGCAUUCUAGCCCUUUGCGCUCGAGGCAUAUUUCUAUAGAAUAAAAUCCAGUCCACUUUUAUAAUAAAUUUCUGUAAAACCAAAAGCUCUACUUCGAAAAGAAACAUCUACGAACAUUCAUGACUCAGUGUAUUAUUAUUUCAAGCAAUAAUUAGCUGUAUUCUGGUAUAAGUAAAAUUGAAAUUGUACGUUCAAAAAAUUACUUUUAAAUUACAUAUGUCGCCCUAGAGGUGCCACUCGAGCGCAAAGGGCUAGAAUCCUCCUUGCAUCACCUCGAACGAAUAUAUUCUAAAGAAAAUACGCCCGCAAUUUCAGGAAAAAUUUAUCCUUCAAAAAUGAGUAUUUUGCUAGAACCACAGUAAAUUCACUAUUCCAAGUCGAUAUACAUUUCUCCAUUAAUUUAUAUUCCUUCGUCCAAUCUCGCUGAAGAACGUUGACAGACGCUCAGACAGAAAAAGGGAGGAAUCACAGACGUGACCUUGAAUGCGCCCUAACGAUUCGCGGAGUAAUUAAAAGGAGGUCGGGAGUCUUUCUGACAGGGGGGUGGGAAAGCCCUCGAAGCGAUGUCCAAUUAGAUCGUUCGAGCGCAAAUCGAAGGAGACGUCGAAGUCGUGUACGAUGAACAGGGAGGGGUUGUUGACUCGACGAUUGCAAGGAUGAAAGCACGAUUGGCUCUGUUCGAACAAUCAUUUUGUAGGCGUUGGGUUGUGUUUAAGAGUUUUAAUGAUCAGGUAUGAAUAAGAAGUGCUUGGAAGAGCCGGUCUUGGUCGCACCUUGACGUUGUUUAUCAUAAAUAGAUUGCGGAUGUUUAUGCACUUAUGCCAAAUAAAAUAAGUCAACUACAUGUUACACCGUUUAGAAGACAAUACAUACUUUCGUUUAAAUUUCAUUUAAAUUUCUUUUUCCGCGUCUAUAAAGAUAUGAGAACGCAUAGACACCUGCAGUCUAAUUAUAAACGUGUUAAAUUUAUUAAUUUAGCUCGAAUCUCGAAGUAGACGGUCGAGGAAAGCUUCAAAGUUGAAACUGGAACGUCGACGCUGCCGUGGCGUGGAAUGGCUCGACGUGCCGAGCGAUGCUCGUCGUUAUAACGCGAAUCGCAAAAAAAAGGAUCGCUCUGUAUAAUAAAUAACAAUAAUGGCGCACGGUCGGACCGAGGAAAAAUAAAUUCUGUUUGACGUACCGGGCCGUGCGAUCGUUUUCAUCGCCGUUAGCGAAAUUCCCCGAUGUUUUCCCGGGGCGAACGUUUCGAUUUUUCGAGCGGUCGCGGAUUUUGGCGACUGGAAACGGACAUCGUCGUAUCACUGGCCACGCUGGCUUAGAAUUUUUCGGGAUACAAUUAACCGUGCGAGUGGAGACGGUUGUUGCGUUAUUCCUAAGGUGCGUGCUCGCGCAGAUACGCACAAGUUCCCGUAGACUAACUCGUCUCCGCGUAACCGAGCGACGACGAUUCGCACAGCGUGCUCGCAUUGAUCAAUCGUCGCUCGCGCGACUCUUGACCGAUUGUACAUAAUAUACAUAUAGUACGUAAAUAUUCGACGUGGCGUAAAUGUUACGUAUUAUUAUAUUUUAUAAUAAAACUGGAGUAAACGAA